AAAGCGUUCCCAAGUUUUGAAAUUGGAAGUAAAAACUCAAAAAGCUGUAAGAUCAUGGAAGUAUUGUCCCGCUGCUUCCGCAAAUCAACCUCAUUUCCAUUCUCAAUCCCAUCUCCUUGCUCCAAUCGUAUCGUCUUCUCCGAGCUCCUCAUGUCUUGGACUUGCAAGAGAUGCACUUUCAUCAACUCCCCAUCUUCAAAACCCACUUGUCAAAUCUGCCUAUCACCAUCGUCUCCUCUUCCUUCUUCCUCGUCUUCACCAGCUGCUCGUCAAGACACCCCAACAUGGUCCUGCAAAGCUUGCACUUUCUUGAACCCAUAUAAGAAUUCUGCCUGUGAAAUAUGUGGCACUCGGGGUUCUCUUUCUUCCCUUUCGAGUUUCGAGGUUUUGAAUGAUGUUGGUCCCGAUGAGGACUUGGAUUCUUCUAUUGGUUCUGUCUUUGUGCCCUUGAGGACUUGCAAGAGGAAGAUUAGUAACUCAUUCGAUUCUGGUUUGGAUUGUGUUGAUUCCGAAAGCUUUCGUGGAGUUAAGGUCUCCAAUAGGACUGUUGAUGCGAAGGAUGGGGAUUGUGUUAAAUUGGGUGGAUUUCAAGGGCUUGGGGCAUCAAACAAGGCGGUAACUGUUGUAAAGGAGGACACCAGUUCAUCUACCAUUUUGAGUUCAUUCAAGAUUUUGAGCUACAAUGUUUGGUUCCGAGAGGAUCUGGAGUUGCACAAGAGAAUGAAAGCUCUUGGCGACCUGAUUCAACUGCAUUCACCCCACGUUAUUUGUUUUCAGGAGGUUACUCCAAAUAUAUAUGACAUAUUUAGGCAGUCUAGCUGGUGGAAAGCAUACCACUGCUCUGUUGCAAAUGAGAUGGCAUAUUCAAGACCAUACUUUUGCAUGCUGUUGAGCAAACUCCCUGUAAAAUCCUUCAGCGCUAGGCCAUUUAACAACUCUAUAAUGGGGAGAGAGCUUUGCAUUGCUGAACUUGAAGUUCAGCCUAACAAGCCAUUGGUGGUUGCCACAAGCCAUCUUGAAAGUCCCUGCCCUGCACCUCCAACAUGGAACCAGAUGUUCAGCAAGGAGCGUGUAGAUCAGGCAAAGGAGGCCAUGAACCUUCUCAAGAAGAACUCAAAUGUGAUCUUUGGUGGGGACAUGAACUGGGAUGACAAGUUAGAUGGUCAGUUUCCUUUAUCUGAUGGAUGGAUGGAUGCAUGGGCAGAGUUAAGACCAGGGGAAAAUGGCUGGACAUAUGACACCAAGUCCAACCAGAUGUUGUCAGGGAACCGGACAUUGCAAAAGCGACUUGAUAGAUUUGUGUGCCAUCUACGUGAUUUUAGAAUUAGUAAAAUUGACAUGAUUGGUAUGGAAGCAAUACCAGGUUUAUCACAUAUCAAGGAGAAGAAAGUGAGGAAAGAGGUAAAGAUGCUGGAGCUCCCCGUGUUUCCUAGUGAUCAUUAUGGCUUGCUUCUAACAAUUUCUUUCCAGUAAUGUUGACAAUGGUCAACCAAAUGGUUGGGAAAAGGUUCUGCAUUGCAUUUUGUACACAGCAAAAGAGAUGAUGUAAAUGCUUGAUAGCAUUUUGGGAAGCAUGUUGCUAUCAAUUUUGUGUAAACUUCCUUGGAUGGAGAUGAUAUAACCUCUUUAAUUACUUGAAUCAAGUUUCUGUUGUCAUCCUUAACACCAAUGUAUAGAAAAUCCAUGAAUUUGUAGUUGCGCUCAAGGUUUUUGUUUA
This is a messenger RNA of Manihot esculenta (cassava), 1717 nucleotides long. RefSeq lists its product as uncharacterized. Gene Ontology annotation, biological process: double-strand break repair. The record is from RefSeq and is a predicted model, not a curated record. Gene Ontology annotation, molecular function: single-stranded DNA binding; 5'-tyrosyl-DNA phosphodiesterase activity. Bases 55 to 1473 code for a protein of 472 amino acids. The transcript has 5 exons. NCBI's taxonomy places the organism in Eukaryota, Viridiplantae, Streptophyta, Magnoliopsida, Malpighiales, Euphorbiaceae. Gene Ontology annotation, cellular component: cytoplasm; PML body.